AAAUAAAUGUAUGCUUUUUUCAGUUGAACUAGUCACGACAAGUACACCGGAGAGGCUACGAGGAUCACUUUGUAUAACAUGGCAGUUUCUGGGCAAGAUGUACGUCCACGAUCACCACCAAGAGGUCCUCCUCAUGGAGAAGAAGAUGUAAAAUACAGUCGCAGGUCCUGUUCCCAUGGCUAUGAAGGUGCUACUGCUGCUGCUCCAGAUCUGGACAGUCCAAGAGACAAUGAGACUAGAGAUGAGGACUUAAAGCUUGGAUCUUCAUUAAAAUGCUCAGUGGUGUCUUCCCGUUUUAGAUCUAAAGCUUUGUGUGACGACCCUUUCAAAGGGGUUCAAAAUAGACUUGCAUUCCUUCACCCCUCCUUUGAUAAAGGUUAUAGAAAAGACGGGAAGCGUGAUCAUCCAAACUGCAACAAUUGUGGUUCUGCUUCUCAUGAAGCAAAAGCUUGCUUCAUGAGACCAUCAUCUUCUAGGAAGGAAGAGCAGAUAAAUGCAACAUCUUCUAGUAAGGAAGAGGAGAUAAACCCAAAGGAUGUUGAGAGAAGACCAGAUGAAGAAGAACCGGGUCCAGAUUUUUUGUUUCAGUUCUCACUUCAAAAUGAACAUGUCCGUGCACGUGGUGGUGGAGGGUUAGAAUUUGCUCAAGCGGGUCAAAGACAACAUGUACUUUCAUGGGAUCACCCCUGGGAUUCAAGAAGCUACUAUCCUCCAGAAUUAUCUAGUAAAAAGAGACUGCAGAAGGGUAACUACAAAGAGGAAGGGUAUCCUCUUAUUACACGGGAUCACCCCCGGGAGAAGAUAGAAUCUUUGGUAUCAAGAAGCGACUAUCCUCGAGAAUUCUCUAGUGGAAAGAGACUGCAGAAGGGAAGCUACAAAGAGGAAGAGUAUCCACGGGUCAAGAAAGAUAUGGGACAAGUAAAGAGACUAGAGAAGGGAAGAAACUACAAAGAGGAAGAAGAGUAUCCACGGGUCAAGAAAGAUAUGGGACAAGUGGUUCACAAGAUGCUGAGCAAAAUGGGGUAUAAAGAAAGACAAGGGCUUGGUAAAGAUGAACAAGAUAUGAAAGAGCCACUAAUAGCUACUGGGAAUGAAGGACGGCUGGGAAUUGGUGCCAAAAGGCCUAGAGAGUAAUAGCAUCGGAUUAGCACUUGUAGCAAUACUUUUUGUUUGUUUUUUUUGUCCCUAGAAAGUAGCUUUAGAACACGAUAACAAACAUCGUUUUGUCGAAUUAAAAGGCUGUUUUAGUU
Arabidopsis arenosa is the source of this 1250-nucleotide messenger RNA. The record is from the annotation of a GenBank genome assembly. NCBI's taxonomy places the organism in Eukaryota, Viridiplantae, Streptophyta, Magnoliopsida, Brassicales, Brassicaceae.